Megalobrama amblycephala (Wuchang bream) is the source of this 1858-nucleotide messenger RNA. RefSeq names its product coagulation factor IXa (gene f9a). The coding region runs from base 103 to 1617 and encodes 504 amino acids. Gene Ontology annotation, molecular function: calcium ion binding; serine-type endopeptidase activity. Lineage: Eukaryota; Metazoa; Chordata; Actinopteri; Cypriniformes; Xenocyprididae. The record is from RefSeq and is a predicted model, not a curated record. Gene Ontology annotation, cellular component: extracellular region. The transcript is spliced from 8 exons. Gene Ontology annotation, biological process: proteolysis; blood coagulation.
GUCUCUCGACAGAAUGUCCUGUGCCAGUGUGUACUUUGGAGCGUAGGAUCGGGUUAUCUGUCAGAUCACUGUGGAAUAAUAAGGGACUGAAUUUGGUUUGACAUGGCUUCAUUUAUUCUUGUUCUUUUCCCAUAUAUUUGGCUGCAGGCCUUCGCAGCCCCAAGUUCAGUGUUUCUAGAUGGAGAGAAAGCUGACAGCAUUUUGAGACGCAGACGAGCAAACACAGGACUGUUCGAGGAGUUUCUGCAGGGGAAUGUGGAGAGGGAGUGUAUGGAGGAAAAGUGUGUCCUGGAGGAGGCCCGAGAAGCCUUUGAAAAUGACGAAAAGACAAUGGAGUUUUGGGCGAGUUAUACUGAUGGGGACCAGUGUAAAUCAUCACCCUGUCAGAACCGAGGCACGUGUGAGGACCAGAUGGGCACAUACACCUGUAACUGUCUACCAGGCUUUGUUGGAAAAAACUGCGAAAUAGUGACUGCCAAAAAGUGUGAUGUUGAUAAUGGUGGCUGUGAGCAUUUCUGUGUUCUGCUGGAGUCUCGUGGGACAGAGUGUCGGUGUGCAUCCGGAUACAAGCUCACAGACGACGGAUUCACGUGUGAGCCUAUAGUGAAGUUCCCAUGUGGCAGAGCUAUUAAAACAGCUGUGAGAAUAAUUGCCAGUGGCCCCACUUCUGUAACGAACACAUCUGCACAGUCUUCCAAUCGUACAAUCAAAUCAACCUCCAGCAUACUCAAAACAGACAAUCGGACAAUCCCAACAGGUUCUAAACAGAAAGAAGCGAAAAUCUCGUCACCUCGUGUUAAACUGCCUGAAUGGACAUUUGCUGAGUAUUUGACGAUGCCUACAGUAAGUGCUCCAAAAAGCCGUAUUGUUGGUGGCAAUCCAGCCUUACCUGGAGAAAUCCCUUGGCAGGUGGCGCUGGUGUCUCACUCAACACAGCAGGUGUUCUGUGGAGGCUCCAUUCUGAGCCCUUUAUGGGUCAUUACUGCAGCGCACUGUCUGGUAGGGAGCCAGAAUGGAUCCUUCUUCAUCAGAGUUGGGGAACAUGACGUCUCCAAGACUGAAGACACAGAACAGAAUCUGGACGUCACCCGUUUCUUCUCUCAUCCUCGUUAUGACUCCAAAUCAAGCCUCUACAAUCAUGACAUUGCUUUGUUGCGGCUGCGCACCCCCAUCCGGUUAACUCCAACAAUACGUCCCAUCUGCCUGGGACCCAUGCUCUUCUCCAACUCACUGCUGCAGUCUGGAUCUCUGGCCACCGUCAGCGGCUGGGGCCGUCUGCGCUUCCAAGGACGAAGUGCAGUGACUUUACAGAAGGUUGAAUUGCCUUAUGUGGACAGAACAGUGUGUAAGGAGAGCAGCAGUGACCAAAUCACACACUUGAUGUUCUGUGCGGGCUACUCGGAUUCUCCUAAAGACGCCUGUCAGGGGGACAGCGGAGGACCUCAUGCCAUGCGCUACCACAACACCUGGUUCCUCACAGGCAUUGUCAGUUGGGGAGAAGAAUGUGCCAAGAAAGGGAAGUAUGGUGUGUACACACAGGUUGGUAACUAUUAUCGUUGGAUACAGCAUGUGAUGGGUGUUACUAAAGGAGUACUGCUUAAAAAUGUGGACCAAUGAUCUUGAGUCUCAUUUAAAAAUGUCAUCUCAGACAUGGUGAAAGCAACGCUCAAACCUUGAGAGAAGGUUUUGAUUAAUAUUUAAGUUGAUGUUUGCCUAAUCAAGUCAAAUAAAAAAAAAAAAAAUUACAUUGUUCCUAAUCCAUUGAUCCCAUUGUAAUAGAUUGUAAUCAUGCUCCGCCCCUCAAAACCUGGCUGGCUAAUGAGAUUUCAUCAUUAAAGCCUGUGCAGCAUUUCAUCAA